Messenger RNA from Symbiodinium sp. CCMP2456, 630 nucleotides. The record is from the annotation of a GenBank genome assembly. NCBI's taxonomy places the organism in Eukaryota, Dinophyceae, Suessiales, Symbiodiniaceae.
AUGCACGAGCAGAAUGCAGAGUUUUGGCGCAAGGGGCUUGGAAACAGCUGCUUGCAAACGCGGCAGGUGAAUCACUGUCUCGCACUUUCGCAGAGUGCAGGUUUCGAGUGGUUCGUUUACCCACGUGGCAUGGACAAAUUCCUCCAUUCCGACUCUGACCGCUCGCCGGGAAUGCUCGGGCGGUUUCUGGACCGGCUGCCUGAGCAGCUGCCUUCUUUCCAGGUCCUUCGUCGCCAUUGCGGGGCGCGGGAUCCUCAAGCAAUGCGAGGGGCCAUGGCUUUGGCCAGUUCUCUGGGGCUGCCGGCGCCGAUUUUCAGCGAGUUUCAGCUCUGUGAGCCACUGCAGCUCUCGGUUGACGACAAGAAACGCGACGAGAGUUGGGUCCCCGUGAUGAAAACAACAGCUGUGGACUGUGCGAUGACCAACGCACCGCUUGAUUUCAACAUUUCGAGUCUCAGCUCAGUUGCAGUGGCACCUGUGAGUCUCUUACGGGCGCAACACUUCGUUCGGGCUUUCGAAGAGGCCGGAGAAUUUGCUGAGAGGUCCUAUGCUCCGAGCUUGAAGGAUCUAUCGCGGUUCACCGAGUUGGACACAGCGAUGAACUGGGCUGUCCCGGAGCUGCGGAGGUAA